Molecule: messenger RNA, 1069 nt
Organism: Osmerus eperlanus (European smelt)
Lineage: Eukaryota; Metazoa; Chordata; Actinopteri; Osmeriformes; Osmeridae
Gene: get3
Product: guided entry of tail-anchored proteins factor 3, ATPase
Exons: 7
Coding region: 44-1066 (340 amino acids)
Biological process (GO): post-translational protein targeting to endoplasmic reticulum membrane
Cellular component (GO): GET complex
Molecular function (GO): ATP hydrolysis activity; ATP binding
Source: RefSeq, a predicted model, not a curated record
CUAAUCGAAUUUGGUACAUUCCAAUUGCUGACCUGUACACAAGAUGGCUGCAUUGGAGGAAGAAUUUGAAGAUGCGCCCGACGUUGAGCCAUUAGAACCGACGUUAAAAAACAUCAUCGAGCAGAAAUCUUUAAAAUGGAUAUUUGUAGGAGGAAAGGGUGGCGUUGGCAAAACGACGUGCAGCUGCAGUCUGGCUGUCCAGCUGGCCGCUGUUCGCGAGAGUGUGCUCAUCAUCUCCACUGACCCCGCGCACAACAUCUCAGAUGCCUUCGACCAAAAGUUCUCCAAGGUGCCCACCAAAGUCAAGGGUUAUGACAACCUAUUUGCCAUGGAGAUCGACCCCAGCCUGGGUGUGGCGGAGCUCCCAGACGAGUUCUUCGAGGAGGACAACAUGCUGAGCAUGGGCAAGAAGAUGAUGCAGGAGGCCAUGAGCGCCUUCCCAGGCAUCGACGAGGCCAUGAGCUACGCCGAGGUCAUGAGGUUAGUGAAAGGCAUGAACUUCUCAGUGGUGGUGUUCGACACUGCCCCUACUGGCCACACACUGCGCCUGCUCAACUUCCCCACCAUCGUGGAGCGAGGCCUUGGUCGACUCAUGCAGAUAAAGAACCAGAUCAGUCCCUUCAUAUCCCAGAUGUGUAACAUGCUGGGUCUGGGGGACAUGAAUGCAGACCAGCUGGCCUCCAAGCUGGAGGAGACGCUACCUGUCAUCCGCUCCGUCAGUGAACAGUUCAAGGAUCCCGAGCAGACGACCUUCAUCUGCGUGUGCAUCGCAGAGUUCCUGUCCCUGUACGAGACGGAGCGGCUGAUCCAGGAGCUGGCCAAGUGUCGCAUCGACACGCACAACAUCAUCGUCAACCAGCUGGUGUUCCCCGACUCUGAGCGGCCCUGCAAGAUGUGCGAGGCCCGCCACAAGAUCCAGUCCAAGUACCUGGACCAGAUGGAGGACCUGUAUGAAGAUUUCCACAUAGUCAAGCUACCACUGCUGCCCCACGAAGUACGAGGCGCCGACAAGGUCAACACCUUCUCCCAGCAACUCCUGGAGCCCUACAACCCCCCCACCAAGUGAGAC